Molecule: messenger RNA, 6611 nt
Organism: Cololabis saira (Pacific saury)
Lineage: Eukaryota; Metazoa; Chordata; Actinopteri; Beloniformes; Belonidae
Gene: usp37
Product: ubiquitin specific peptidase 37
Exons: 24
Coding region: 190-3078 (962 amino acids)
Biological process (GO): protein deubiquitination; G1/S transition of mitotic cell cycle
Cellular component (GO): nucleus; cytosol
Molecular function (GO): cysteine-type endopeptidase activity; cysteine-type deubiquitinase activity
Source: RefSeq, a predicted model, not a curated record
CGUUCCCGCCAUCACCGUGUGCGGCUCCACUGUCAACAACGCUGGAGCAGCUGAAUGCCGGCCAAAACCAGCUCUCUGCAGGCGGGACACACUUCAACACAGAGUUACGUCCUCCAAGUUUGAAUACCAGCUCGAACCCUCAUUGACAGGAUUUGUUUGCCCGUAAGUGCACCGCCAGGAUAGCAAGCCAUGGCAACCUUAGUGCCCAAACUCUCCAGUGGUGUCGCUGUACGGAUCCGUUUUUCCAGCCUUGAAUUCGGCACCACCAGAUGGAGAGAGGGGACCUUCGAGAUUUUGGAGAAGGAAAACAAAGUUAACCUCUGCCUGAGAUUCAGCUGUGGCGGGGCUCCAAAAACUUUCCAGCUGACCCAGAAUGUGAGAAGCAUUUCACAGAAUUUCAACCGGAUCAUGCUGACCUUGAAGGACACCAGUGUCAUCUCCUUCGAUAAGAUGCCCCCAUCUUUGGUGCAGAGAACAAAAGAAUACCUGGAAAAGCUGAAACAAGGAAAGCCAGUUUUAAAGUCAUCCCAUGGAAGUGCAAACUUAAGUGUCCUUGGUAACCGCUCUAUGAAAAAUGAGACCAGCCCAUCAGGGGAAAAACAGACUCCUAACAUGUUUCAGACAACACCGAGGCGGCAGAGUGCAGAAGGCCGAGAGGACACAACCCCACGGAAGCCUUUGAGUAGCCCAAGCAGAGCAGCCUCCACUCCCACCCGCACUGGACUGUCUGAAAACAGGGGCGAGAAAAGAAAGCGACUACUUACCUCUGAAAGUGACCUCAGUGAGGAUUACCCCAAAGAAAAUGACUCCUCAAGCAACAACAAGGCCACUUCAGACCCGUCCAGGAAGUUUCUUCUGAGCUGCAAAGAAAAGUUGAAGCAGACGGAAGAGAACAGGAGCGCAGCUCCACUGGGCACAAGUCCACUUCAGCCAACGUCAUUUUAUGGCAGCCGAUCUGUAACUAAAGACUACGCCCAGAGCCACACUUUUCUGGACAGGUCUGCCAGUACCACACAAACGACACCAGCCAAGAGAAGCCUCUUGCUCCCCAACCACUCCACUCCCUACAAGAAGGUGCGGCCCUCGCUUGACUAUGGUGGCUGGAACAAGCAGAGGCCAUCUACCUUAGCCCAGACGCAGCCUCCUCUGCAAGGAUUUUCCAACCUUGGAAACACUUGCUACAUGAAUGCCAUAUUGCAGUCGCUCUUCAGCCUGCCUUCCUUCUCCAACGACAUGCUGAAGCAGAGCAUCCCUUGGAAGAAGGUCCCCAUUAAUGCUUUGCUCAGGCGUUUCGCUCACCUUAUGGUUAAGAAAGAUGUGGGCUGUCCAGAGACAAAAAAGGACCUGUUGAGGAAAGUGAAGAGUGCCAUCUCGUCAACAGCUGAGCGUUUCUCUGGAAACAUGCAGAAUGAUGCUCAUGAGUUCUUGAGUCAGUGUUUGGACCAGCUCAAGGAUGAUGUGGAGAAAAUGAACAAGAGUUGGACAAACGAUACAGCGCCAUCUUCAUCUGUAGUAUGCGAGAACGGCCAGGAGGCAACAACGGCGUCAUCUGCAGACAAGUUGGAACCUGGUGACGAAGUGGACACCUCCCGCAUCUACACAUGUCCGGUGGCGGUCAACAUGGAAUUUGAGGUGCAACACACAAUCUGCUGCAAAGGCUGCGGUGAAGUGGUAACCAAACGCGAGCAGUUCAAUGACUUGUCCAUUGACCUGCCACGAAGAAAGAAGACCCUGCCACUUCGCUCUAUUCAAGACUCGCUGGAUCUCUUUUUCAGGAUGGAGGAAAUUGAAUACUCAUGUGAAAAGUGCAAUGGCAAAGUGGCAACUGUUACACAUAAAUUCAGCAAACUACCCAGAGUGCUCAUCCUGCACCUGAAACGCUACAGCUUUAACGCUCAGCUGUCUCUGAACAGUAAGCUAGGUCAGCAAGUGGUGAUCCCCCGAUACUUAACCUUGCUGUCCCACUGCACUGAAUCAACAAGACCUCCCAUCAGUCUUGGCUGGAGUUCCCAAGCUUCUGUAUCGAGAACACUUAAGAUAUCACAGUCAGUCAACUCUUCCAACCCUCUUCGGAGGACUGGAGGAAAAGUUUCCAACUCUAGCUCCACCUAUAUCCUUUUGGACUCUGACUGUGAAGAGGAGCCGAUCAGGAAGGUGCAUGCAAGCCGCAGGCGGCGGCUCAGCACCUGUCUGCCUGAAGACGAUGAUCGUCCAGAACAGAAGGCAGCAACAGGGGAUUCAGCAGAUUUCAGUGGCAUAAAUGAUGACGAAAUGCUGGCCGCUGUGCUGGAGAUGAGUCGUCAGGAGGCUGGGCUGUCUGCGCCACCUGCCCUAGAGGAUGAGCCAACGAGCAGCCCUGACACAGGGUUUGGAGACACAGAUGCUGACCUGGCUUAUCAUGCAGAUCUGCUUGAAACGGGCAAUAAACAACCCUCAGAUGCGCUGGAUUCAUUGGACUUGACCAUGGAUGAAAACAAGGAGAACCAGACUCCAGAGGGCGUGCAGCAACAAGGGGAGUUGGAUUGGGUUCAGCAGUACAGUCUGGAUCAGGAGAGGGAAGAGCAGGAGUUGCAGCAGGCUUUGGCCCAGAGUCUCCAGGAGCAUGAAGCGCAGGAGAUGAGAGAGGAUGAUGAUCUGAAGAGGGCCACUGAGCUCAGUUUGCAAGAGUUUAACAACUCCCUGCCUGAGCUGCUGUGUUCAGAUGAUGAUUCUGGAAAUGAGGAUGUGCUGGACAUGGAAUACACCGAGGCAGAGGCAGAGAACCUGAAGAGAAACGCUGAGACUGGAGACCUGGCCAAUUCUUAUAGGCUUAUCAGUGUUGUGAGUCACAUUGGAAGCAGCUCCUCGUCUGGCCAUUAUAUCAGUGACGUCUAUGACAUGAAGAAGCAGUCUUGGCUGACCUACAAUGACCUGGAUGUGUCGCGCACACAAGAAGCAGCCGUGCAACGCGACCGUGACCGUAGUGGAUACAUCUUCUUCUACAUGCACAAAGAUGUGUUUGAGCAGUUGUCUGAGAUGGAGAGGUCUGGAGCCAGCAGUUCUUCAGAAGCAGCGAGGAACGUCCUGCAGCCCCUCUGAGCUCAAAAUUUCUGGACGAGCGCUACAUUUCUGGACAAGCCCAUGUGCAUACUCUCAUCCACAGCUGAUCCCUGCUCAAGGAAGCUGUCCUGCUAACAACCUUCUGUGCUACUGAUUGCCGUCCUUUCUUGGUUGUCUCCAGACACGUCUUUCUCCUCUAAAUAUUUCUAAUUGCCAUGUUAAACAAACACCUGCUUUUGCCAAUACAGGUGGCAAACUGUUAAGACUCCUUAAGAUACCAGAAAUGCAGUUACAAAUGUUAGGAGGAACAAUUUUUGCCUCUCUGUUUGGGGCCCAGUUUUUCUUUGUUAGGGUUUCAUUAAUUGUUUUUCUAUUUUUUUUUUUUUUUUUUUUUUUCUAAAUGAGCUUCUUUGAAUAGACUUUUUACGUUAAAAUGAUCAAACACCCAGAUGCUACUGGUGCUGCGUGGACUGUAUAUUUGCAAACCCUUUAUUUCCAGUAUAACCUAAAUAAAAAUAUAUUUUAUGUUGGAGUAUAAGCUAUUAUAGUUCUAGAGGGUGGCUGUAAUUUAGCGGGUACUUUUGGUGCAAUAUUUAUGUUAGGGCACAAACCAGUUCAGAUCAGCUUUCUGUACGUUUGAAUGAUUUCCCAGUUUCUUUUUGUGCUUGACUUUCAAACAGAUGUGUGUAUGGUUAUUUCCAGUUUUCAUAUAUAUAUAUAUAUAUAUAUAUAUAUAUAUAUAUAUAUAUAUAUAUGAACAGAGACGCCUGUUAGUUACUGAGCUUUUUCUCAGUUAAACUCACAUUAUUCUUUUUGUGAGUUUUGACCUUGUGCCUCCCAAGAAAACUUUUAUAAAUAUGUAUACAAGCUUUAUUUUGAAAGGUGCACAAGCUUGUUUUUGAAUGUGUGUCAGACCUUAAUGUGCAAGUCAGAUGUUCCUGUGUGUUUAUGUGUAUAUAUAUAUAAAGCCAACAGAUUUUUCUAUUAAUUGCAACAUAGGGUUAAUUUGUCUUAAUUAGCCCAAAAUAAGUCAUAAGAGAAUAGAUGGCAUUUCCAAUCACCUAGAAAGGCAUUUACAGUAUGAUUUUUAUGUCUCCAUCUGAGGCCUGUGAAAGUUGAGUUAACAGCAUAGAUCCCAGCUAACCCUCUUCAGUUAGUUCUCAUCAGGCAUGUUGGCUGAUAGAAUGGACCGUGGAAGUAUUUUUGUUGGUUCCAGUGCAAGAGGAGUUCUUUCUUUUAAUCACUGUAAAAAUGAAGUCACUCUAAAAUAUGCCUUUUAUGUGCCACGUUUGAUUUAAUUAGUCACAAUUCAUCCUAAUUUUCUCAAAUUUGCAAAAUAUAACAAUUACAUUUUUAAAAGAAAUUAGAGCAAAUAUGACACGUGGGCAGGGCCUUUGUAUUUGGGCAUUUUCAGAAGUACAGAAUACUGUCGCAUGACAACUUGAUUAGGGCAGUUGUGAGAUGAGGACACAAUUUACAAAUUUGUUCUCAUCUCACAACUUAGGUUUUAGAAACCCUUUGCUUUCCUGAACAUCCUGCUUCAAAUGUUGUGCAAAGAGGGUAAAAUAUAUUUGUGAAGUGGGAAUUAAGCUUUUUUUCUACUCUUCAUACACAACUGAUUCUUCCAAAAGCAGAUUUUAAUGAAAAAAAAAAUACAAUGAAAGAACAAACUUUUUAAAAGUUGCUUUUAUAAAUUUCUUCUACACACACCUACAGCUUGAAAAGGAAAUAUUCACAAUCUAACUUAAAAAUGUCUAUUACAGAGGAUUUAAGUCAUUUAACAUUUGCAGCAAAUAUUCAUUGUGAAUAAGACGGCACUGUUUUUUUUAAAUAAUUGAUUACGAACCACAGUAGUGAAUAAAAUUAUUCUGUCUGGACUUUGCAGAACAGUAAGUGCAUCUUUGAACUGUGAAGUUUGCAGCAGUCAUUGUCACCUGUCUUGACUGCAUCUGUUCAUCAACGGUUCUAGAUGUCGACCUGUGAGUCUGUUGUACUCACUGAGAAUGUAGCUUUCCCUCUGCAGCAUCUAUAAGAAAAUAACACAAUCUUUUAAUAUUUACACAUAUUAACUUGGAUGUCAAUGACUUUAAGAUUUAUAUAUUGAGUUUUGAAUAGAAAUAAGGGAAUAAAUGACAAUUAAAAAAAAUGAUGGAGUAAAGUUUUCUAUUUAAACUCAUUUCAUGAUUGUUAUGCUUGGAGUGGGAAUUUGAACAAACUGCUCAUUAUAAAGUUUACUUUAAAAAGUUUCAAUUGAAGAAACAGUUCAUUUUGUAAGUGUUGUCAAUACUAAUGAUUGGGAUAUCAAAAUCAGAAUAUAAGUUACAAACUAAAGAUACACCAAGAUGUGUAUUUUUGGGGAUGUUUGGGAAAAAAAAUGUAACACAUUUGGACCAAAUUCUGUUAGUUGAGGAUCAAGAAAUCUUCACUUAGUGAUCACCAUACCAACCUCGGCCCAUUCUUCCUCUGUCUCAUGUCUGUACCCCAACAGGUGACAGAUACCAUGGGCUGUGACAACCUAAGACCCGAAGACAAAUGGGGAACAACUUGUCAGUGCCAAUUGACUACAUUAUUGUAGACACCAGUAAAUGUAGUGGUGUCCAACAUACUGUAGAGGUUUUACAGGUGUAGGUAGGUGAUAGAAAGACAUGUUUCUUAUUCGUUUUCAAUUCUUACGCUAUCAUGAACCACUAUGAAUGGCUUAGCUCCCUCCUACAUGGUUGACAUGCUCACUGAAUACAUACCGGACAGAUCCCUUAGAGCAGUGGUUCUCAAAUGGGGGUACGUGAAGGCACUCCAGGGGGUACGUGAGAUUUUAAAAUAUACAUAUAUUUAAAAAGUAGCAUCCAUGCAAAAAUCCUUUAAAAAAAAAUAUUUCAUAAAUAAUUGAGGAAAAUAUAAGUCUAAAUUCAUGAAAUGAAUUCUAUCUUCAGGAGUAGGCUAUUCAACUUAUUAUCCUAAAACCGCAGAGUAUCCCAAACAUCAGGAUGGUUCCACCUAACCUGUCAAAUGCCACCUGGCUUCACCUGUCAAUCACUUGGACCAACGAUGGAGUCGUGGUUGAAGCGUAGCAGCAAUAUUUUUAUGUUUAAUAAAUCAGUUACUGAUGGCACAGUGCUCUGUUUUAGGUCUUUUUUUUUACAACCAAAAGUGCUUUGCGCUGUUUAGGGGGUACUUGGCUGAAAAAACAUUUCACAGGGGGUACAUCACUGAAAAAAGGUUGAGGACCACUGCCUUAGAUCAUCAAAUAAGAGUCUUCUCAUCAUACCUAGAAUUUACACUAGAUCUGCUCAUGGUGCUUUCAGUCACUACUACACUCUCCUUGCCGCAGGAACUAAGGUCUGCUCCAACAGUGCCCUCUUUCAAAAGCAGACUAAAAACUUACCUUUUUGCACAGGCGUUUCAGUAAAGUCAACAUGGUUGGCUGGGUGAUCGCACUUUUGUUAAAAUUGAAUUAUUAUUGUUUUUCUCUUGACAUACUUUUGUCUGUUUCUGUUAUUGUAAACCUGUAAUUUUGUUGUUUGUUUGUUUAUGUAUUUGAGCACAUUGAGUCCAUGCUCAUCAUAUGAAAUGUG